UGCAGGCGCCAUUGCCAUCUUCCCCUAGCUGCGGGAGGGGUCACAGGUUAGGGUUCCUGGAGCGCCGGGCGGGGUCGGGCCGAGGUGUCCGGCCCGGAGGUACGCGGGCGGGGGAAGCCGAGAGGACCGCGGGGAAACGGACUGAGCUGCGGCCACGGGGCCCCAGGCCCUUCUGUCGGAUAGUCCGGGGUCUCGGUCCCCGCAUUGCCCCCCGCCCGGCCCCGGCCCGAAAACGCUGUGGGGGCGUGCACUCCCAGGAGAGGGGACAGGCCGCGGUUCGAGACCGUGUCUCCUCCGCCGCGCCCCCGCGGGGGCCAGACGCGUGCCCGGGGCAGGAUGGACGCGGGCGCGCGCACGGGCGGCGGUGGGGGCUCCUCCGGAGGCUCCGCGGCGGCAGCGGCGGCGGCGGCGGCGCAGUCCCGCGAGUACAAGCUGGUGAUGCUGGGCGCCGGGGGCGUGGGCAAGAGCGCCAUGACCAUGCAGUUCAUCAGCCAUCGAUUCCCCGAGGACCACGAUCCCACCAUCGAAGAUGCAUAUAAAAUCCGAAUUCGUAUUGAUGAUGAACCGGCUAAUCUGGAUAUAUUGGAUACAGCUGGACAGCAGGCAGAGUUCACGGCCAUGAGGGACCAGUACAUGAGGGCAGGUGAAGGAUUUAUCAUUUGUUACUCCAUUACGGAUCGUCGAAGUUUCCAUGAAGUUCGGGAAUUUAAGCAACUGAUCUAUCGAGUUCGACGGACGGAUGACACACCUGUGGUGCUAGUGGGAAACAAGUCUGACCUGAGACAGCUACGCCAAGUCACCAAAGAAGAAGGCAUAGCUUUGGCCCGUGAAUUCAGUUGCCCCUUUUUUGAAACUUCAGCUGCCUACCGGUACUACAUCGAUGACGUGUUCCAUGCCCUUGUGAGGGAGAUCCGUAGGAAGGAAAAGGAGGCAGUGCUGGCCAUGGAGAAGAAAUCUAAACCCAAAAGCAGUGUGUGGAAAAGACUGAAAUCACCUUUCCGAAAGAAAAAAGAUUCAGUAACUUGAAGGGACAAAUUAAAAUGUUGUACCUGUGAACUGCAGCGUGUAACCAGAGCAGUCCAGUGACCUGCAGAGUUUGCUCUUCCUCCUGUUUGGACCAUUGUUUUUUACAUAAGGCAGAGAUGAAGGGACGUGCCUACUGGGGGUUUCCAAUGACGUGGGCUUUAGAGUAAUGUCUCCUAGUUUCCAGGCUUAUGAGCCCAGUGGGGCAGUGCCUCCAUUUUUGUUUUAAAUUGUCACUUUUGAGUUUAACCCAUAAGUACUCUGAACUCAGUCGCUGGUAUUAAUGUUAGCAAAAAUGUCUACACACAGGGUGGGGUGUUUCCCUCAUAGGAGCUGCACCAAGCUCCCAAGAGAAUGAUUUGUCUGCUGUGCAAUCUAUAUUGUCUUUCAACUUUCAGUUUCCUGGGGUUGCCCCAGAGGAGGGACCUUUGUCUUUCCUGUUCAUACUCUGCUUUCUAAAGGCAGAGCAGAAAGCCAGCCCAGCCAGGAAACCUGUUCGAGUCAGUGCUAAAGAUCAUUAGAUAGCUGGUGAGCUGACUCUCAUUGCCAUGCACGAGAUGGAAGACUGGAGGUGGUGAAGGCGUUAAGUGUGUGCAGGGGCUCUGCUGGAAAUGGUUCGUUAGGUGAGCCAAUCAUAAGAUCCUCAACAGUGCAAUAAUGCAGACCCUGUUUUCCUAAUACAUGCCAAAAUCGUUGUGUCUGCUGGAAUAGGUGAAUACAAACAAAUCAAGCACAGUGAAGUCUCCUGUGGUUCCCAUUUGCUUGGCUUACACAGCUUCACUGAGGUUAAUACUAUAGGAACCAUAAGAGGAUUGCCAAACCCUUCAUUAUAUAAAUAAAUCCUCAACCUGCUUGCCAUCAUCUUGGUUAGGAUCAUUAAAAGUUUUCAGGGACAUAUAGACCAGUACAUUUACCUGCUCCCUUCUAAAUCUCCCCACCUUUUUUUUUUACCCCCCCAUUGCUUUCCAAAAAGACAGUAACACACUGCCAUGGGGAAGAGCAAAACCUAGGGGAACUAUCUUUUGGGUUCUUCACACUGUUGAGAUCGGGAAAAGUUGUAUGUGUGCCUUCUGGAUACCCAGAACCUCUCAACUUGGUGCUUUUAAAAAAAGAUUACUGUAACAUCUAGAUUUUUACCCACUUAAAGCUGUCAUUAAGGGGGCCAUUUCUUUAAAAGUUUGAAUUUGUACAAAUUUAGUUUAUCCUUGAAUAUUUUCACAAGUACUGCCUUGCCCAUGCUGAAAUGCCGUUAGUGAUGUUGAGUUCUCUAUUGUCAAGUAUCGUUUUGACAAGAGAACUUGGAAUGUGCAGAGAUGGGAUGCAGAAGGGCUCCAGGUAGUUACUGUUUGCAGGAGAAAACAGCUUUGACAUUGUGUCUGCCUUUCUCUACUUUGACCUUUAAUAAGAUGACCUUGCAUUUCUAUAGCACCUUCGUAAAAAGAAUUAAAAUUCCCCGUUCUACCCUUCCUCAGAUACAGAAGACAGGGUUGUCAGUUUGUUUUCCAUUUAUGGGUUGGAAGAAAAAAGUACUCUUUUUAUGUGGAUGCUGCUGCUAGAUAAUAAACCAUGUGCUCUAAUAUUCAAGAUAAGCAAGAAAGCAUGACCCAAAAUGAAUAUUCAGAGAAAGAUGACUUUUGGGGUCCUUUAUGGCUGUGGGGUAGGAGGCUAGAUAAAACAGUACAAUAGAGCAGCAUUUCACCUUAUUUUAAAUGUCUUAAGAGACUUAAAUUUUGUAAGAGACACAAGGCAUUGUAUUGGUUAUGAAAUCAUUUAUGUCAGCCCUACAAUAGCACUUGGUCUGGUGAACCCCGUGACAAAUGUUCCAUGUUCUUCCCCUUCGACCCCCCCUCCAAAGAUCUGUAAGACAAAGGGGAAUUCUGUGCCAUGUAACAGGAAAAGGAAAUAGCUGGCUUCUAUUUUCAAGUUUAUCACUUUAAAAAAAAAUUUUUGUGGUCAGUUGGCAGAUAUAUAUUUAAGUUCCUACUAUGUGCAAGGCACUGUGCCAGGUGCUAUGAGGGCUAUAAAGCCAAAUACGGUACAGUCCCACCUUUUCCUCCAAAAGAUGAAUAUCAAGUGUUUAAAUUUACAAUCCAAGAAUUAGCCAGGUUAUUUCAUUCUUUCUUAUCUUUAACUUUCAGGCCUUAAUUAACCUAUCACUUUUUUUUUAACCUAUUACUUUUUUUUUUUAGUGAGGCAAUUGGGGUUAAGUGACUUGCCCAGGGUCACACAGCUAGUAAGUGUCAAGUGUCUGAGGCAAGUCACUUAACCCCAAUUGCCCCACAAAAAUCAAAAAGUCAAAAGGCAGGACCACCAACCCAGAUCAUUAAAUGGAUGCACUUAGUAGGAUUUGCUUUUUGGAAAUGGGAAGGGGGCAUGUUUUGAUUUUGAAACAACUAGUUAAGUCAACAGCAAGUCCUUGUCUGUAAUGAUCAGGAAAAGAAAGAGAAUGCUUUUCAUUUAUUCACAUAUAUGAAGACAUUAAUUGUACUUGACAAAAUACAGAACUUUUUGAAAAAGAAUUAAUGUUUGCUUUUUUUGGUCUACUUGUGAGUGAAAGUGCUUGGAACCACACAGUAGUGUGACAGAAGUACUUUUGUAUUUUAAAAGGACUUAAACCAAUACAUUAGGUUAUAAGAAGACAGAUUCUGGCAUGAU
This is a messenger RNA of Dromiciops gliroides (monito del monte), 3678 nucleotides long. It is a transcript of the gene RIT1, whose product is annotated as Ras like without CAAX 1. Gene Ontology annotation, cellular component: plasma membrane. The record is from RefSeq and is a predicted model, not a curated record. Gene Ontology annotation, biological process: Ras protein signal transduction. Gene Ontology annotation, molecular function: GDP binding; GTP binding; calmodulin binding. NCBI's taxonomy places the organism in Eukaryota, Metazoa, Chordata, Mammalia, Microbiotheria, Microbiotheriidae. The transcript has 6 exons. Bases 337 to 1026 code for a protein of 229 amino acids.